Molecule: messenger RNA, 4798 nt
Organism: Exophiala xenobiotica
Lineage: Eukaryota; Fungi; Ascomycota; Eurotiomycetes; Chaetothyriales; Herpotrichiellaceae
Exons: 2
Coding region: 1940-4669 (909 amino acids)
Source: RefSeq, a predicted model, not a curated record
CUGGCUUCGUGUUCUCUUCUGAGAUUCUCGAGUCAUUUGUUUGCACUGUCUUUACUUUUUCUUCCUGUAAAACAACUGCAUACCGGCGCCAGAUCUUUGGAUAUGCUUGCUGUUCCAAACCCUUGGAACCCGAAUCGAUCCAUCCAGUAACCGCUAAGCGAGCCGUGAAUCAACCAACGACGAUCGACCCCAGUCUCGGAUAAAGUGAAGAUCGAGCAAGUCUUCAACGGCGCCAGCACGUGCACAUACCGCCCAUGUUCCGAACGAAGAAAGAUUUCAAUGAAGAAUACUUGAAGAUUCAAGCCGAUUGCAUAUCGACAAGAGAAGCCUCAUUGCGCAUAUCACAACUAUCAAACGCGAUCAUUCCUGGCCAAAAAGGCACAUACGAGGAGCCGGCGCGACGAAACGAGCCUUUUCGGUUUCAGUACAGCCAUGAAGUCCAAGCAACGACGUCAAAAAGAGCCCGAAGAUCGACAGAGAAUGAUAUACCCUGCAAGAGGAAGUGCUCUCAGUCAAUACCAGGAGGAAGUUCAGGGUCCCUAUCAACCGCACCCUGGCUAUGAGCAGCAGCCACCCCAAUGGCAAGGAGCGUGGAAUGGAGAGGGCGAACAAGUCUGGAGGGAAGCAAGACAUAUGGAACCAGGUACGUGUAAAGCGAUGCCAGGUAUGGCAACGGUGCCAGCAGCAGCAGCAGCAGCAUCAUCAUCAUCUCAUACCAGCGGGUGCGUAUGAUACGUCCAUCCGGGCAAUUUCUGGUACCGACCAGAUGGCGACGAUCUUGAACGCAAGAAACGCCGAUCCCUUGUUGUCAGCAUGCGUUAGCAUAUGCGGUCAUGCCACCUACGAGCGAUGAUGGGGGCAACAAUAGCAGAGCCAGCAACAGAAAGAGCAGACGGUGAGCACAAGGCAGCCAGUUGACUCGACCCGCACAAUUUGCGACACUUCUCGAGGAGCCGAAGCUAUACAAGAAAUUGUUGUGGGCACAGAUCAGAAAAAUGACCGAGGUCAGGGCCAAUAGCCAGAUCAGCGAAGAGACCCGGACCAUCAAGCCAGGUACCAUUUCCGGGUGGAUCGACGUCACUUUUUCACCGACCACAUUUUAGGCUUCUUGUGGCCCUUUUUGGCGGCCGGGGAGGCGUCGUCUUAGCUAAGUAAAGACCCUUGUCCCGUCCAGACCACACAAACAGCGACAACAUCAGCUUGCGGGCUUGUCCUUGGCGGGUGAAGAAUGGUGUGAUGCUGAUGCUGAUGAGCAUGCUGCAGGUCAGCUCUCUACAGCUUCAGCUCUUCCCGAAACCAUGCGCAAGAAAAGGGCGCCCUAUGGGGCAUUGUUGAUGCCUGAUGGGCCUUGUCGAUGCUUGUUCCCGAAAACGCAGAUUUCCACACCAUGAUCGAAUCCCGCCUAUCACCCACCAUCCACUCACUGGCAUCCCUGGCGCAUCUGGCCCCAGCUCCAAGGCUCUUUUUGGUCGUGCUGUCUGUGGCCAUCCCUGUUCGUGGCCGCGAGUGGCUGCAGCAAGUCUCUGUGUCAUACCUGCUGCUGCUGGUUCCUGCUUGUUGGCGGCUCCCCUGCUCCCCGGAAAGCGAAUGCUGUCCACGUCGGUCGACUAUCGCAUCGCAUCCGCAUGAAUCCACACUUUCUGCAUCCUCAAUCCACGUCGCCUCCCCUUACCCUCGUCACUUUGCAUUCGUAUUUGCACUGUUGACAACAUACUGGCUUCAAUGCUGCUGCAAGCACGUUGAUGCUUCGAUCUUCUCCUCUCCAGUCCUUGACAAUCCAAGCUAACCUCGGAUUUUUCCUCCUACAGUUGCGGCAGUAUCCACCCUCGAAUUUACGCAACUGCCUCCGCAUCAUCACUACCCUCCAUACCCCUUCCCGGUUGACGACCAUCACCCUUCCCAUCCCCUUGUACAUCCGCAACAACAGGUAUCUGCCGUAAUGGCGAUGCCAGGUCAUUCUCCUCCUUACAACACUCCUUCUAGUCCGCCACGAUCGUUCACAGGCUACCCAGACCCCCAGAACUCACACCCCAUGUACGGCCCUUCUUCGCGACCAAUGUUGCCGCCCUCACCACAGCAUUAUCCUCCUCCCAGAUUUUCUCAACCUCCUCUACCUCAUCCUUCACCUGCGGUGACCACAAACAAUGGUCCUCCGCCACCCCACAAGAGACCGGGAAGUAGUAUGUCGAUAUCGUCCAUGUUGGGUGGAGAACCAGAAAAACCGGCACAUGACCAUUACCACGGUCAUGGCCAACCAUCGAGAACACCUUCGCGACAACCAUCGACCUCCGGCCCGCCUAUGUCACUCGGCGCAGUCAUGUCCCCUCCACAAUACCCCUCCAAACCAAACGUUGGUGAAUACUCCUACAGACCACGGUCGAAAACACCGGACCGAGUUGGGAACACAGUAUUUGGGUCAAGACAGCAUCGUUCGAGUUCGGGCACAAUGACACAAAGACCCGGCCCUUUCUACGAGACGCAAGCACGAACCGGACCAUCAACAAACGCGUACCCGUCACCUUCCUUUGGGCCUGCGAUGCCUCCGAAAGAUGAGUUCGACGAGCGCACUCGUCGUACAAGCAUAAGUGGCAUCCUACAAAGACCUGAGAGUCAACCACAACCAAGCCUUGCGACGGCCUUUCCUCCCGCGCCUCCUCCGCCAACCCGUCCAGAGAGUAUUCCUCCAUCUCUCGCGCACCUGGACCGACACGGACAGUCAUCAAUGAACGGCCCUGAGCCUCCACGCCACAAUGGUUUUGUCGGACCAUAUGAUACACGUCCACCAAGUCUGCCGCGACCCCUGCACAAUGCGCCUCUCUCCCAGCCUACAUCCGCUCCGGCAGAACGACCUUUCAAGCAAUCACAAUCCCCUGAAUUGCGACGCCCACAGUUGAAUGGCAAUGACAGUCGACCAUAUGCAAGUCUUUUUGGCCCUCAGGCUGACCCUGGGUUUGGUGCACAGAAUAUGAUGCGACAAGACUCGGUUCAAUCACAAAGCGAUCGAUCAGUAUUUGGAGACCGACUACGUAACCGAGCUUACUCUCCUUUCGCUGGGUCCGUCGCCUCACAAUCGGGUGGAUUGGAGGAACAAGCCCGUAAAGGCAGCGAUGAGUUGUCGCAGCACAGAGCCAUUCUAGGCUUGGCAAAUGAAUCCAAGCGAGGAAGAUACUCUCCUCUUCCCCAGGCUGUGCAAGGAGCCCAAGCGCAAACCCCGGCACCGGAUGCAGGCAUCAAAACUGAACACGGUCGUGUGUUCUCUGGCAUCGGAAGCAGCUUGAGUACCACAUCUGCAAACCCAACACCUACACCACAGCCCCUACCUGCAAGUCCGUUCAAGCAGAACGAGGGUGGUGCCCGCUUGAGUGAAGAGAACCUGAUGAAGAUGUCUCGAAGUGCCUCUGGAGUGGGCAAACGGAAUCGCAAGGCCUUUGACGAUGAAGUUCGGGCUGAAAGUGAAGUAGGGGAUGUCAAGAAAUCGGCACCAGGCCGAGGCAAGAGGAGCAAAUAUCAGCACUCCUACAAACUGGAUUUAGAGGAGUCCACACGGAAGAACGGCCUCAGCACAAUCCGCCGGACCGGCACUCCAACCUCUCAUCCUUCUCUGCAUCCUCAUCACCGAAUCCAACGUCAGACCUCCGCAGCAGAUCAUCCUUCACUUUUUAGGCCAAAGAAAGUCAUCAGGAUUUCAAAUGUCGUCGCUUUGGCCCGAAGGAGCAAACGACGGCAUCUGGGAUUCUUCAAGUACGACCCUGAAGUCACUCCUGUCGACGUCAACAAGCCAAUCUCUCAGAAGUUCGAUAUCUCUAUUAAACCCAAUCUACUCCCCUCCUUUACUGAUGCAGAACACGUCAACUGUACUUAUACCGUCCGUGUACCUCGAAUAUGGCUACAAGAGCGGGAAAGAGGAUUGAUCUGCGCUGAGAGGUAUCUUUGGGGCUCCGGAAUAUACACAGAUGACUCCGAUCCUGUGGCCGCAGCUAUGCAUUCUGGAUUUAUCACCUCGGUACACCCGGCGAGUGUCGACGAAGCCUUGCUGGAGAAAGUCCUUGAAGAGCAGACUCCCAGGAUUGAAGGCAGCCCCGCACCUGAUCGACCCAAACCCAUUGAUGAGAACAAGGAUCUGCACAUUACGCUCUUGGUAUUGCCCCAGUUGGAGAAUUAUGUCGAAAGUGCACGAUUCGGGAUCAAAUCCCGUGCUUGGUCGGAGGAACCAGAAGCAGGCCCCUCCUCACCAAGUACAGUUCAAUCAAGCAAGACGCCACACGAUGGCGUGAGUUUCAUGGUGCUCAAGUGCGAGGCCGUCGAUGAUGGUGUUGAGGUCAAACGUGUUGGCCGCACAGGCAAGGAGAAACGUGAACGACUGUAUCGAGAAUUGAUGGAGCGUAAGCGUGGGUUUGAGCUUGAGAAGGAGAGACUUGCAAGAGCCGCGCUUCACGCAAGAGACAGGAAAGAGGAGAUGAAGCGUGCUAAGAAAACAGGGGCGACGGCCUUGCAGAAGAGUUUUAGCAGUCUGGGAGUCCAUGAGGGUGGCGACGGGGAGAAGAAGCCAGUCAGCGAUGCCGCUGAAGGUGAAAAUCGCGCGAAACACGAUCCUCAGAAAGUGCCAGAAUCGGACGUUGGACAGAGUCCGGGAGAUUGGAUUCGGCAGCUCGCUGUCGCUGCUGCAUGAAGCACAGUGCCAGAAGGCCAACAGCUCUGGGUCAAUGACCGGCGAUGAAGUCUAAUCUUUUGCAGGCAACAUUUUUGUAUAAUAAUGACCCAUCUCAUGAACUCCAAUUUGAUCAAUCUUUGGCCUCAA